ACGUGGCAAGUGCGGCCUCACCAUAUAGUCUCGUGUGGCAAGUGCGCCCUCACCAAAUCCCCCGCUAUGGGGAGGACGCAUUUGCCACGUGGAGUACUUGCCCCAUCAUCUAGUCCCACGUGGCAAGUGCGGAGGUGGCGACCCCGAGGUGGCGAUGGGAGCGGGAUGGCAACGCCCAGGUGGCGACGCCAUGUGGCGUACUUGCCACGUGGCGAUGGGAGAGGGAUGGCAACGUCGAGGUGGCGACGCCACGUGGCGAUGGGAGCGGGAUGGCAACGCCGAGGUGGCGAUGGGAUCGGGAGCGGGAUCGGGAAGCGAAGGUGGCCACGGGCGCGGGAUCGGGAUCGGAAAGCGGAGGUGGCGAUGGKUACCACACUUCGCACGUGCCAAACAUCGCACGUGGCGCACUUUCCGCAUCGCCACGUGGCGUACUUGCCCCAUCAUCUAGUCCCACGUGGCAAGUACGGAGGUGGCGACGCCGAGGUGGCGACGGCAGAGGGAUGGCGACACCAAGGUGGCGUACUUGCCCCAUCAUCUAGUCCCACGGGCAAGUGCGGAGGUGGCGACGCCGUGGUGGCGACGGGAGCGGCAAGUACGCCACGUGGCAAGUGCGGCCUCACCAUAUAGUCCCACGUGGCAAGUGCUGAGGUGGCGACGGGAGCGGCAAGUACGCCACGUGGCAAGUGCGCCACGUG
Messenger RNA from Chara braunii, 695 nucleotides. The record is from the annotation of a GenBank genome assembly. Lineage: Eukaryota; Viridiplantae; Streptophyta; Charophyceae; Charales; Characeae.